This is a messenger RNA of Lindgomyces ingoldianus, 585 nucleotides long. RefSeq lists its product as uncharacterized. The transcript has 7 exons. Lineage: Eukaryota; Fungi; Ascomycota; Dothideomycetes; Pleosporales; Lindgomycetaceae. The record is from RefSeq and is a predicted model, not a curated record. Bases 1 to 585 code for a protein of 194 amino acids.
AUGAAGGAAAUCUGGCAAGGAAGUACAAUCUUCAACCCCGAUACUCCAGGUAUGAAAGCAAGAGCGACCUGUAGAAAACGAAUACAAGGGAGCUAUUUCCCAGGACAGAAGUUCAUCACAGAUGCCCGCAGAUCCACAAUGUCUUUGCUUCUUUGCAAACUUCCUCCCUUCACCGAGGUCGAUAAAUCGAGUGAGGCUCCCGAUACUAUCACUCCCCUAGAUUCUCCGCUCGCCGAACUGUGGGUCUCUUGGGGCUCUGUCUCUGUUCCCAGCUCUCCAUGUGGCCAGAUGAUUCUUAGUCCAUCCCCAUCUAGAAAGGAUUAUCCAUUGUUGAGAGAAAUCCUCAGGCCUCGACUUAACCCACCGCAGGAUCUUUCAAACGUCAAAAGGGGUCCUGUCCACCCCAGCGGCGUCAGGACGGAAUACCUCCUAUGGAUGCUCAUCCCCUCUAAAUCUGGCUACUCCAAGAGUGGUUUGAAAUCUCGCCCAGGGCUUCCAACGGGCCGUACUACGCAGUACGAACGUACCGAGUUUUACGGACCGUAUUACCCUUUUAGGAAGUUUUGGGCCUGCGGGAGCGUUUAG